This is a messenger RNA of Ictalurus furcatus (blue catfish), 3077 nucleotides long. Its product is annotated as transmembrane protein 80-like. Gene Ontology annotation, biological process: non-motile cilium assembly. NCBI's taxonomy places the organism in Eukaryota, Metazoa, Chordata, Actinopteri, Siluriformes, Ictaluridae. The record is from RefSeq and is a predicted model, not a curated record. The coding region runs from base 479 to 916 and encodes 145 amino acids. The transcript is spliced from 6 exons. Gene Ontology annotation, cellular component: ciliary transition zone.
CCAAUAGAAGGCAACAAAUUACCAGUAGAGAGCCACACGGACCAUUAGAGUUUCCACUUCGAACCAAUACACUACACAAUACACAUUAAAACCAUUACAAAUGCUAGGGUUUCUAUUGUUGUUGUUGUUUUGUUUGUUUGUUUGUUUGUUUGUUUGUUUUUUUGCAGAGAUGUAGAGAAAACCUGCACAGAAUCUCCACACAGACAGUAACCUGAGCUCAGGAUUGAUAUGUGAUGCAUUUUUAUUUAUUUUACUCACUCUACAGCCUAAGAGGAUUUUUGGAUUUAUAUUUCUUUAACUAGACAGUCUAUUAAUGCCUUCUGAAUAAACUUUUACACUGGCGUUCAGAGGAUGUCAUGCACCCUUGCACUAAUCUACACUCUUUUGCAACAUGAAACAUGUAUACUCCUUUUCACUAGGAGGCGCUACAGACUCUUAAACACAUAACGACACGCAACCGAAGGAGUACACAAGCAAGAUGGCGACGAGGCGAACGGACAGAACUGCCAGUGUUCUUUCCUCUGUGCUUCUCCAAAUUCUGCUGUAUGCCUCUGCUUUCUACAGCCUCUUCUACUUCCUUUCCAGCCUCUGCAUGAUCAUCUACAAAAGUCAAGUGCUGAGUUACCCUGACAAUUAUCUGGUGCUAGAUGUGUGCUUGCUCUUGCUGAUGGCUGCUUUUGAGAUCUUGAGAGUCUACUGGGGCGUGAGAGGCAACUUGCAGGAGAGCGAGAGAUAUCUCGGUGCCAGUGUCCUCAUCACAGGAGCCACACUUCUGCUCUCAGUGUACUUCCUGGUCUGGCAGUCAUAUGUACUGAGAGCUGAUGUCAUCAUUAACGCCAUCCUGCUCUGCAUCUAUGGCCUCUCUGGAGUAGCCGGCUUCGGAGCCCUUGCACGCUUCACCAGCAUUUACUCAUGACACACUAGGUCUUGUCCUGAUGGUAUAAAUCCAUGUCUACAGCUGCACUUCACCUGACGUGUGGACUUCAUCUUCCAUAAUGCACCAAUGCAGAUCCUUCAUAUCAGCAAAAACACUGGUUUGAAGUAGGAUAAGAGAAUUUAAACUGACAAAAUGGACCUUAACAAAAUCAGUCGGUAUUUUUUGUAGAUUUUUUUUUUUUUUUUUUUUUUUACAGAUGUGGCAGGAAGUUAGGAAACAGAUGUUGAAACAAACCCCAGUCCACAUCAAUCUGUACUUAUAACAGUCAGUCCUUCCAGGAUGUUGUGAUUUUGCCAUCGCAGAAAUGAACGCAAAAUCAAGCAACUCUACAAUAUCCGUAGGAUCUUACAAUUUUGAAAAAUUGCCGCAGAUUUGAGCCGAGACGCGUCAUGUGACGUCAUCCCAACGCGCUUUCAGCUGAAGCCAUCUUCAAUUCAUGUGCAUCGAACAUGAGUACGGCUAAAAGGUUUCAUUUACCAACAAACAUCAGUGCGAAAGCGUGUGCAAAGCAAUUUCGUGCAAUUCAAGUUUUUUCGGGGGGGGGGGGGGGGUGGAGCAUAAAAAUUUCUGCACAUUGCAUCGCAAAUUUUUUUUUUUUUUAAAAAGUCGCCACAAAAUCAAGCAGUUUAGCCGCAACAAUCACAAAAAAAACUGUAUGGACUGAACAAUACAUUUUAUUAUUUUAAAUGAUUUCCUCCCAUUUAUUAGGAUCUCUAUAGCUGCUGCUUACAUGUAAAAAUAUCAGGCUUGCACCUGUAAUGGAUCUACAGCAAACUGACUAGAUACGUGUACCUAAUAACCUGGUAACUCUGUGAAACUUUAUAUGAUGAAAUAAUGCAGUCAUACAGUCUCAUGUUUUUCUUUAAAAAUAUAGAUUUUGAUAAGCGUUUUUAUUUAUUUAUAUUUUUCUUAUAAUAAAGGUGUCUCAAUAAAAAUAAAAAAAAGUUCUUAUAUCCUCAAUGUGAGACUGAACUAAUGAACCUAAUGAAUGUUUUCAUCAACUUUUUCUGUACCAAGGGUGUUAGUAGUUCUGGAGCUGACUUCAUGCACUACUUUAACACAUUUAUAUUUAAAAUAUUUCACCCUGGCUACCAAAUAAAGGUCAAAACAUCCGUCCCUCAGAAAGUUCUUCUGUUAUAAUCAUGCACGUCAUUAUCAUGGUAUAUUUUACAUCGUUUUAGUACCUAGGUGUUUUUACUAACAUUAUGGGAUGGAAUCAUGUCACCAUUGUUCAGUUUUUGAUAGGUAUUUUAGUGUUUUAAGUUUGUCCACUAGAGGGAGUGUGUAUAUUUUAAUUGAGAUGAGGACAUGACUGUUGUAGCCUUACUCUAUUUGUGUUAGAUGAUAGGUCUCUUUGUGCCAAUGACCCAACCAACACCAUUUCAAUCAGUUUGAACAUUUUUUUUUAGUAGUUCAGUGGUACAUUUGAACUUUACAGUGAUCUAUUUGAGUUUACAGUCAGCUCAGUCAGUUUAAAAGGUUAUUGUAUGAAGUUUAUUUAUAAUGCAAAACCAUCAUUACAAAAUGUCAUGGGGCUGUAGUUAUAAUACCUGUGGGUAUUAUAGUAAUAGUUACAUAAAAGUUAUUACACUUGGGUUGUUGUUUUUUUUUGUGUGUGUGAACAAACACUAAAACUUAAUGGCUGGUAAAAAUUCAGCCAAAACCAGUCUUCAAAAUGAAUAAACUCAGUGAUUUUUCUGUCAUUAGCAUUUCAGAGCAUUUGUGCAUAUGAAAGCGGAAGCCAGAUUGUUUGUGAAAGUAUUGGAAAGAAUGCAUGUCUUGUCUGUUACAGAAAUAGAAGAAACGUCUGUCCUUAUUAGGCAUGAUGAUCUUUGUGUACGUGUGUUUUAAGAGAACUGGGGGGGAAAAAAGGAAAGAAAUCAAAGUGCUUUUUGUUGUCCUCAAAAAAGGGAGGACGGAGGCUUUCGUGCUGAUGUCAGCCUUGGCAACCGGUGAUAUCCAAACCAGGGCCCUGUUCCACCACGCUGCUCCUUUCUCAUUCUGUUCUUUGAAGCUGCCUCUCCCUGACCAUACUGAAUUACACACCUGGCUGAAACAGGUGCUGCUCUGAUAGGUGGCCAGAUGGAAAUCCUUCAAGUAAACAAAUACGCAACUAUUGAAAUUUACUCUCUCUUUUUUU